Messenger RNA from Pelobates cultripes (western spadefoot toad), 380 nucleotides. NCBI's taxonomy places the organism in Eukaryota, Metazoa, Chordata, Amphibia, Anura, Pelobatidae. The record is from the annotation of a GenBank genome assembly.
AUGCCGGAAAGAGAACGCGCAGCAAGCCGAGCCAACAGUGGAGGCGAGCAGCGCCGCAGCAGAGCCGAACCCUCCCCCCCAGAGUCAUGGCCGAUGGGAGCGACGCGGAGGGCGAGACAAUUCCUCCGGACAGCUAGCCCAAACAUCCACAGCCACGCUACCGCGACGGUGCCAGCCCACGAAAAGGACCAUCCAAACGUCCAAUACAUGCACACCUGCAAUCCAUCACUACUUGCCCACAAGACCACAGGAAGCAGGAUGCUCGCGGAGGCCACUAGAAUCGCACUGGACAGCAAGAAAGGGAGCCGAGCCUCAGGAGGACUGCGGACAAACGAGCAGCCGGGAAACAGCAGGCCAGGCAAUGGAGCCACGAGGACCAG